GGCCCGUUACGUCUUCAUAAAUGCAUAAAUGUAAUAAAUGAAACUUGCUUGACGCAGAUUUAACAGGAUAUUCUUUAAGAACUCGUUUACGGACUAAGAAAGGUUGUUUAUAACGCUGACAUUUCUGUCAGAACAAUGUUAGUAAUACGACUGCUAUUGUUUUUCUGUCCUCUGGUGACAUGGUGUGCACAUGCGCAAAUGAUGGGCAGAUCCUGUGCGGGAAAGAACAUGAUGGAGAUUAGAGCCAUUAUAGUGCAGGCAAUAACUAAUGCCAGGGAUUCUCUCGCCCACCAAAAACAUCUGAAUGAGUUCUUCAGUGAGAUAGGUCACGAUGAGGCCAUGAACACAGCACCAUACACGCCGAAAACGUACCAUCAACAUUAUGCCGCUUUCUCACAUCUCAACCUGCCGGCAUCUGUGCAAGUAGACAGUGGUUUCAUUGUUCAGCAAGCAACGAAGGAAAUUACUCAAACUCUCGGUGUUAGCCCUGAGGAAUUGUACCAGUGUCCUGGUGUACAGGAAAUCUGGCACGAACUUAUUUCACCUUUCUGUAUUCGACGUGACGCAAUCUGUGACGCCAACGCUAAAUAUAGAACUAUUGACGGAUCUUGUAAUAACCUUCAGAAUCCUCUUUGGGGACGUUCUAACAGACCCCAUCUGCGCUUUUUGAAACCUAAAUAUAUGGAUGAUAUAGGUUUACCACGUCAAACAAGUGUUGCCGGCGGAAUGUUACCUAGUGCAAGGACUGUAAGUAAUGUUGUACAUCACCAAGACCCUUGCUGUCCCCUGAAUGAAAGAGAUCUCAGCCUAUAUGUGAUGCAAUGGGGACAGAUGAUUGACCAUGACGUUACAGACACAGCUAUUGCACGAGGAGCUAACAAUUCUACAAUAAUCUGCUGUAACCUGCCUCAAAAACUUCUUAUGCAACGAUCUGAAUGUUUCCCGAUUGAUAUAAAGCCUAAUGAUGCGAGAUUUGAAGAAUUGUGUAUGAACUUUGUCCGGUCUGUCGCUGGACAUAGUGAUAAUUGUGACAUAGGUCGGCGAAACCAGCUUAACCAAGCGACUUCAUAUCUCGAUGCCUCGUUCCUUUAUGGACACAAUGAUGAAGAUGCAAACAUAAUCCGGUCGUUCCGAAAUGGAAAACUGAAGAUAACAAAUACUGGCCUCUUCUCUGGUGGACAAGAGGACCUGAGUCACUGUGAACUAGAAAACCCGGGCGAUUACUGUAUGAAAUCAGGUGAUUUUAGAAUUCACGUCAUGCCUGGUCUGACAGCUCAGCAGGUUAUGUUUCUGCGGGAACAUAAUCGAAUUGCUGGCAUAUUACAAAAGAUGAACCCUUACUUGCCUGAUGAACAUAUAUAUCAAGAAGCAAGAAGAAUUGUAAUCGCCGAAUAUCAACAUAUAACUUACACUCACUGGCUGCCACACGUCAUAGGGGACAGGCUUUCUAUGCAAAUGGGACUUGAUUCAUUGCCCAUGGGACACAAUAACGUUUACGACCAAUCAAUAAAUCCCACGAUAUCUAAUAUAUUCGGCGCAGCUCCUUUUCGUUUCGGUCAUACUCUUCUACAAGAUACCGUACUUGUCUUAAAGAAUAAAGAGGAGGAGCUUGUGCGAAAUGAAAAGGCCUUCAAUCGACCCGCUUUGAUUUUAAGAGAUAAUGGACUGGGAUGCAACUAUGUCGGACGCAGCCUGUCUUUACAUUCGUCUAGUAAGGCUGACGAGAAAAUCGUCGACAGUGUCCGGAAUAACUUAUUUUUAGAUUCAAAAGGACGGAGUUUUGAUCUUAUUUCGUUAAAUAUUCAAAGAGGGAGAGACCAUGGUGUUCCAGGAUACAAUGAAUGGAGAAAGUACUGUGGACUUCCAUGUGCCGUACACUUUGGAACCCAGACAGGGGGACUAAUAAACCAUACUCCAGAAAAUGCGAAGAAGCUAUACUCCGUUUACAGGCACCCUGACGAUAUUGACGUAUUCUCGGGCGGCAUUUCGGAGACACCAGUUGAGGGAGGUGUGAUUGGUCCUCUGUUUAGCUGCCUUAUAGGACAGCAGUUCUACAACCUGAAAUACGGGGACAGAUUUUACUAUGAAAACAACCACCGAGCGACAGGAUUUACUUCUAAUCAAUUGAAUUCUAUCAAAAAGAUUAGUUUGGCCAAACUGAUGUGCCUACAUUUCAAUAUUCCCCAUGUGCAGAUGAACCCGUUCCGUCUGCCGGGACAUAAUAAUCCGAUGGUAAAUUGCAAUAUACUUGAGGAUAUAGACUUCUCCCUGUGGCAGAAGUAAACAACAAAGGAGAUGACUUUGGAUAUUUAAGGAUCUUCCAUUUCUUCCAACUAAAUUGCGAGUACCUUUCACUGCAGCAUACGUUGACCAGAAACAAACAUGUAGAAAUUUGAAUGUUCUGCUGACAAUAAUUGCAAAUUAAGAAUUCCUUAGAAAAAGUUCUAUUUACAUGUAAUAGUAUUGUGGAGUCUAUUGGAAGAAGGUGAUAUAUAUAAUAUGUCAGUAGUCCAAAUAACAUGCAACGUGAAAUACUGGAAAUCAAUAUCAAAAUAUUAUUCAAUAAAUAUUAAGAUGCAGGAACAAUGAAACGUAAAAACAUAGAACUACCGUACUUUUUCAGAUACAAACAUUGCUACGCAAACGCAGCAAAGAACAGCGUCAUGUCGUUGCGCGGACAAAAUUUAUAAAUGUUGCUUAAAUUAGUUGAAAAACAAAUGUCACUUUUAUCUCGUCCUUAUUACUUUGUAGUCAAAACACCAGAUUCAAACUAAUAAAAGCAUAAAAGUUUAUUAUGUUAAUCAGUCAGUUUUAAAAUAUUCAGCAGCAAAAUGAAUUAAAUUAAAUUAUAUAUGUGCAAAUGCGUGCAUACUAUGUGCAGUGUUAACAAUUUACAGAUAUAAAAUGUGCUAUGAAUGCAAGGUCAUUAAGCUAAUAGCGUAUUCAUGUUAAGUACAAUCUUAAGUUAAAUUGUUUAAAACAUUACAUUAUUACAAAGUUUAAACGCAAAUACACAGACACGAUUUAUGAUCUUAAUGAUUAAUUUCACACAUGUACAAAGGUUCUGAUUUCAGACAUUAUGUUGUUUCUGAAACAGUGUCAUCUAUAUUUAGAAUAGAUAUAUAACAUCUGUUACUCGUUUAUGCUGUAGCUACAACAUAUAGGUUAUGGCAUACGGUUUGUAAGAAUACUUGGUGUGCGUACAAAAUAUGUGUUUACUUGUUGCACUUUAAAUACCUGUUCCUAUAAUUCCGUAGUUGGUUUAGCUUUAUGGCUAUGCACUUUUGAAUGUUAACUCGGAAAAGUCUACAUUUCUUAUGCCUGUAGGGAAAAUAUAGAGUAGAAAUCUGAGCUAGUACCGGCCCUUUCUCGCAUGUCUUGGCCCCAGACUCUUUCUCUCCUAGAUAAACAAUCUGCCUGAAUCGACAGAAAGCAAAGCCAGACUGUUUGCAGUUAAUACUAUGAUCAUGUAUCAGAUAGUAAAAUCUUCAUCAGACUCCUAAUCUAUACAAAAUGAUCUGCAUGCUGAUCAGUGAGGACGGGGAUAUCACGUGCAGUUCAACCCUGAUAUAUGUACGGUGUUGCGUAUAACUAAUCAAAACCCUGAAAGGACUGAUGGCCAGUGCUUUUUGAGUGAUAUUUCAGGGUUAGGGCUAGGGUUAACUUCGACUUUCCUAGAAUAUGGCGCCACUUUAUGCUGUUAACCAAUCAAAACGCCGUCUCUCCAUGAUGUUAACCAAUCAAUGCACGGAAUUUUAUUUAUGCGUGUUGCAUUACGUGUAGAAUUUAGGUAUGCCCGAGAGUGGGUUCAUGUAGAAAAACUGAUACAAAAGACAGAGUGGGCGGAGUGAUUCCGAAUAUUUCGAAUGUGAAUACAAAGUUCAUAAUUAUU
Molecule: messenger RNA, 3892 nt
Organism: Mercenaria mercenaria
Lineage: Eukaryota; Metazoa; Mollusca; Bivalvia; Venerida; Veneridae
Product: peroxidase-like
Exons: 13
Coding region: 136-2283 (715 amino acids)
Biological process (GO): response to oxidative stress
Molecular function (GO): heme binding; peroxidase activity
Source: RefSeq, a predicted model, not a curated record